Molecule: messenger RNA, 2860 nt
Organism: Hydractinia symbiolongicarpus
Lineage: Eukaryota; Metazoa; Cnidaria; Hydrozoa; Anthoathecata; Hydractiniidae
Product: S-phase kinase-associated protein 2-like
Exons: 13
Coding region: 835-2181 (448 amino acids)
Biological process (GO): SCF-dependent proteasomal ubiquitin-dependent protein catabolic process
Cellular component (GO): SCF ubiquitin ligase complex
Molecular function (GO): protein binding
Source: RefSeq, a predicted model, not a curated record
AUACAGAAUUUAUUGUACACGAAAGAAUUUGUAUACGUAUGGAAACGUUUUGCGUAUUUUAAUUUUUAUCAUGUGUAUUAUUGUUUCUAAACAAUGCAAGAAUUGCUAAAAGUGAGCUUGUAAAGUACACGUUAUGCACUGCAAUAGCUGGUCUGUAAAGUUUUCAUCUCAAUUUUAAGCAAGAAUCGUAUCAUAUCGUACUACAUCAUAUAGCAUCGUAUGGCACUGCAUCAUGUAGUAUGGUGUAUUACUGCAUGAUAUAGUAUCGUAUGGUUCUGCAUCAUAUAGCAUCAUCUUCAUCAUGUAUCGUAUGGUACUACUUCUUAUAGUAUCCUGUGAGCAUCGUAUGGUACUUGAUCAUAUAUCAUCGUUUAGUGUUACAUCAUAUAGUUUCGUGUGGUACUAUAUGUUAUCGUACUACAUCUUCUGUAAUAUCAUAUGUAGUAUGGCUUAUAGUAUAGUGUCGUAUAACACUGCGUCUCAGCGUUUUAUUUAACUACAUCGUGUGGAUUAUUCUUGUUCUGCUUGUUAUAAUAUCGUAUGGUAAUUUAUUUUAUAUUAACGUAUAUGGUAAUGCAUAUAUUAUCGUAGGAUACUUCAUUUUAUAGCAUCAGCGUACUGCAUCAUAUAGUAUCGGUUAUACAUUACUUCCUUACGUAUAUCUUUUGUAAACAACUAACCUUUGUUCUAUAAUUGCACUCUUUAUGCUAAUAGAUUAAAAAUCAAUUUUGUUUUCUCUGUUUUAGGUUUAGAAAUGAAUUAAGCACAAAUGAAAAAUAGAAUGCUCCACUUGGAACAACUUCCUCACCAAACCCCACUUCCUCCAAACCAAAUAUGUCGCAUAAAAAGAGACUAGGAACUAACUCGAGUGAGAAUGGAGACUACUUGCAAGCGUGUUUAGAAGUGGAUCCACUGAACUGGACGUUUGAUGAGAACACUCCUCGUGAUGCUGAGAAUGAGGGGCAAGAUGAGGCGACUCAAUCGAAACAACGCAAAACUGAAGAUAGAAAGGACGUCGCACUAGAGCAACAAGAUGUGUUUCCUGCUGAUGUCAGCAUUUUAGAGACCUUUUUACCCGUGCCAUGUGUAUCGAAAACAGUGCAAGCCACAUCCAACGAAUUAAAAAAACAGCUUCUUGGCGCCGAUAACAAAACAGGAGGGAUAAUUAUUAUUGAUGAUCCGUUCUCCUUCUUGGUGGACGAAAUUAUACUCUCAAUGUUCAAAUUCCUUCCACAUUCUUCACUCACGAGAUGUGUCCAAGUUUGCCAUCGGUGGAAACAAUUAGGAUACGACGACUUGCUUUGGAGAGAGGUGAACCUUGAUGGUAAACAUAUAAACUGUGUAGGAGUGCUUGGAUCAAUACUCCAUCGUGGUGUUAGGGUAGUCCGAUUAAGCAAAGCAGAGAUUUUAGCUCCCAUUUGUGUGAACGAUUGUAACGUAUCAAGUGAAAAUUCUUUGUUUAGCUGUGGUACAUUUUCGCUGACUCACCUUGAUGCUUCAAUGACGAAGUUCGGUGCCGACAACUUAGCUUGCCUGUUAUUUAGAUGCAAUUCGUUAAAGUUUCUCUCAUUGGAAGGCUGUAAAAUGGGAAUACGCGAGAUCACUGCCAUUAGCUACAACCAUGGUUUAGAAGUAUUGAAUUUAGCCUUGUCGAUUGGUUUGACAUCAUCUGCCAUAGAUGUGGUAACUAGAAAGUGUUUAAAACUGAAGUCGUUAAAUUUAUCAUGGACCAAUCAAACAAGAGACAGCGUUCGAUACAUUUGCCGCUGCAAGGAGUUGCAAGAAUUAAAUUUAAGCGGAUUGAGAGGUGGAAUAAACAGAAAAGUCAUGGAGAUGCUAGUGACUUCGUGUAGCAAACUCACAGCGCUUGAUUUCAGUGACGUCACAUUACAGAUAGGAACGAUGAAAUUAGUUGCUGACAACUGCGCUUUUCUUCAGAAGUUGUCAAUAAGUCGAUGUUCUGAUGUGAAACCCGAACAGUUGUUAGAACUGCUAAAACUUCCGGAGUUAUCACAUUUAAAUUUGUUUGGCUUCGUCAACUCGGACGCGUUGGAUCGAUUCACUAAAGCAAGACCUGGUCUUUACAUAAACAAAGGCGUCUUCUCACCCAUAGCACGCCCUAUUUCCACAGCAACCUAUGAAGGUAGACUUUGGGAGCAGUACUCAGGGUUUAUCAUAUAGAAACCAGUCUUGCACAAAACAUAGCGUUCUGCAAGCUAGCGUUUAAAUUUAUAGUCGCAAAACACUUGUAAGUAUGUAAUGGUUGAAGUAUUGUCAAUGGGAAGUCUAAUGUAUUAAUGUCAAAUUGCUGAAGUCAAUAUAUAUUUCACAAAAAUGACGUCAUUGUAAAAUGUCGUCAUGCCGGAAAGGGUAGUGUAGAUUUCGCGGAUAAAAUGGUGGAAUAUCAGAAGAAUACAGAUGUUGCGGCAACAAUGUUGUCAUAAAAUAGCGAUAUAACGUAAACAUUAACUGGCGUCGUCGAAUCGAUGUUGGCAAAAAGGCGUCAUACCGGAAAAUAUCGAUUUGGCGUAUUAACUGGCGUUUUGAAACGAUGUCAGUACAAAAUGGCGUCAUACUUGAAAAAUUACCGAUGAACAACAUCCACAGGGCGAAAACGACAAAUGUUGCGGUUUAUGGCUAAAUUUAAAUUUAUUCUUCUAGAAAUAGUUUUUAUAAGAGAAAGGUAAGUGCUCUUACAUACAGGCUUUAGCGACUGAUAAUUCUUCGACAACUAAGUUUUAGUAAAAACUGGACUGAAUUAGAGUUUAGUGCUCUUUCACACGACAUUUUUUUCUAGUUUUGCGCAGUGUUGGCAUCUUAUAUGAACGCUUCUAUCUUUAAACCCUUUUUUACAUCCAAA